Molecule: messenger RNA, 1599 nt
Organism: Oncorhynchus masou masou (cherry salmon)
Lineage: Eukaryota; Metazoa; Chordata; Actinopteri; Salmoniformes; Salmonidae
Product: E3 ubiquitin-protein ligase MARCHF5-like
Exons: 6
Coding region: 36-926 (296 amino acids)
Biological process (GO): regulation of mitochondrial fission; protein polyubiquitination
Cellular component (GO): mitochondrial outer membrane
Molecular function (GO): zinc ion binding; ubiquitin protein ligase activity
Source: RefSeq, a predicted model, not a curated record
UGUUUUAUUUUCCGCUGUGGGCAGUAUUUGCCCGAAUGUCCCUGCUUGUGUACCAUAAAGCAAAUUCGGUAACUGCUUUGGGCACGACAAGUGAAAAGCACAGGAGCUGCUGGGUGUGCUUCGCAACGGACGAGGAUGACCGCACGGCGGAGUGGGUGCGUCCGUGUCGCUGCCGUGGCUCCACCAAGUGGGUGCACCAGGUGUGUCUGCAGCGCUGGGUGGACGAGAAGCAGAGGGGCAACAGCACGGCCCGCGUGGCCUGUCCUCAGUGCAACGCCGAAUACCUCAUCGUCUUCCCCAAGCUGGGGCCGGUGGUGUAUGUGCUAGACCUGGCGGACCGGCUAAUCUCCAAGGCCUGUCCCUUCACCGCCGCUGGCAUCAUGGUGGGCUCCAUUUACUGGACCGCUGUCACGUACGGGGCCGUCACUGUCAUGCAGGUGGUGGGCCAUAAGGAGGGCCUGGAUGUGAUGGAGCGGGCAGACCCCCUGUUCCUGCUCAUCGGCCUGCCCACCAUCCCCGUCAUGCUGAUCCUGGGGAAGAUGAUCCGCUGGGAGGACUACGUGCUGCGCUUCUGGAGGAAGUACUCCAACAAGCUGCAGAUCCUCAACAGCAUCUUCCCAGGGAUUGGGUGUCCAGUGCCUCGUAUCCCGGCAGAGGCCAGCCCCCUGGCAGACCACGUGUCAGCCACUAGAAUCCUAUGUGGAGCUCUGGUCUUUCCCACCAUCGCCACCAUCGUAGGCAAACUCAUGUUCAGCAGCGUCAACUCCAACCUGCAGAGGACCAUCCUGGGUGGGAUUGCGUUUGUGGCCGUCAAGGGAGCGUUUAAGGUGUACUUCAAACAGCAGCAGUACCAGAGGCAAGCCCACCGCAAGAUCCUCAACUUCCCCGAGGCAGAUGAAGCCUGGACAGACAGACAGACACACUGACACAACGGGGGAGUGGGUGGAGCGGAACAGUGAAUUUUGAGCAGGAACACUGUCGGACAGACACAGGGAUCAUUGCUGCCCCCUACCUCUUGUACCCCUCCGAGCAGCCUCGCCUCACAUUCUGUUUCUGCUCUCUGCGGAGUCAUUGUCCUAUGCUGCUGACAUUUGUGCUGUAUGACUAUUGCCAUGAUCUAUUGCGUUUUUAAAACACGUAGACUAAUACAGACAUGCGCGGACGCAGACUUAUGCAUAUUGCACACAGGAAUGUGACUUGUUUUUGUGACUACCGCACUGCAGUAGCGAGUUGAGUAUUUUUUUUACAUAACCAGUGCUUGCUUAUUUUAAGAUAAAUCUGGGACAGGUGUAAUUAUUAAGCAGGAAAGUUUUAGAAAUAAUUUGCCAAUGUGAAGGGUUUAAUGAGGAAUAUUGAUUUCCUGUGUUUUCAGAGAAAUAAGAAAAGUAUCUUUAUCACUAAGAGAUUAUUAUUUGAAGGAACAUCUUGCCUGCUGCUCUCUUCAGACAUUGCCACUGAUGUUUCCAUUGGUGGAAAUGCAUAGUCGUCAUUCAUCUAUUUUAGAAGCAUAGUACGAACCUCAUGAAAGUGUGAUUGUCUGUACAUAUUUCAUUUAUUCUGCAUCGGAUUAAACCUUUUUGAGGGUGUUUUUUACUCGUA